GUGCCGGGCACUGGUGGACGAGCUGGAGUGGGAGAUCGCCCAGGUUGACCCCAGGAAAACCAUCCAGAUGGGCUCCUUCCGGAUCAACCCCGACGGCAGCCAGUCGGUCGUGGAGGUGCCCUACGCCCGGUCGGAGGCACAUCUGACGGAGCUGCUGGAGCGGGUGUGCGAGAAGAUGAAGGAAUAUGGGGAAAAAGUGGAUCCAUCCACGCACCGGAAGAGUUAUGUCCGGGUGAUCUCUCAUGACGGGACCAAGAUGGACCUCUCCGGGGUCAAAAUUGAUGGAGACGUGGCUUCUAGCCUGAAGUUUGCGGUGU
Messenger RNA from Leptosomus discolor (cuckoo roller), 317 nucleotides. NCBI's taxonomy places the organism in Eukaryota, Metazoa, Chordata, Aves, Leptosomiformes, Leptosomidae. The record is from RefSeq and is a predicted model, not a curated record.